AUGUCGAUUAAGCAGCGGCGCCAUCUAUCGAUACAAUUUCUUAAGUGCCUUCUAGACAGUCGCAUUGCUGAAGUCAUGAUUGCUGACUUUGGCUUUGCUCGACCUAUGAAUGGAUCUCGUCGCGGCACGGCUUGUGGUACCCCGGGCUAUGUGGCACCUGAAGUGGUACAGGGCGAGCCAUAUGGAGCAGAAGUAGAUUGUUGGAGUCUUGGAGUAAUUCUGUUUAUCCUUUUGUGUGGGUACCCGCCGUUUCCUGGAGCGAAUCAUGCGACAGUACUUGAUAAAGUUGUCAAGGCUGAGUACAAGUUUGAAGCUCCAUAUUGGGAUGACGUUUCAGAUGAAGCAAAGGAUUUGGUGACGGAACUCCUGGCUGUAGACCGUACAAAGCGUCUCACUGCAUCCGGUAUCCUAGCGCAUCCGUGGAUGGAUGAAACGCGUGCAUCUGUCAUGAGCCUAACGGAUGAAUCGGAAUCAAGAAAGCGAUUUACUCGCAAAUGCUCGGAUUUGUUACCAGCAUUGCACCAAAUGAGAAAGCAUAGCUUGACUCACGGCAGUCCAAAAAUCCGUCCGUCUGACAUGAAUGUGGACGAUAUUGAAUUUGACGAACUGACCAUCAACAGUGAUAAGGCGUUGCUCGAGCGCGAGCUGGCAGAUAUGGACGGAUUUUGGAAAACGGAGUCAUCGUUGGAAGCGGCUCUUCGACCAGGUGACGUGCAGAGCUUUGAUUCUAUCACAACUGGGGAUUUUCCAAAACAGGCACUAUUUUACGAGAAUUUCCCAGCAGAGAGUUUAUAG
Molecule: messenger RNA, 795 nt
Organism: Plasmopara halstedii
Lineage: Eukaryota; Oomycota; Peronosporomycetes; Peronosporales; Peronosporaceae
Product: camk camk1 protein kinase
Exons: 2
Coding region: 1-795 (264 amino acids)
Biological process (GO): protein phosphorylation
Molecular function (GO): protein kinase activity; ATP binding
Source: RefSeq, a predicted model, not a curated record